CUUGUCAUGCCGGGCAUGACCAUCUAUUUCCAGAGAUAACAUUUUUCAAAAAAUUAUAUUUUCGUAAGAAUAAAGUCAUAUUCUCCUGAUGGCUCAGGCUAUUCGCCUUUGGAGCCCUAUGGUUCCACGCAACAAUAUGGAGCCCUCCGCAGGCGCUCUUCUAUUGUCGGGCAUGACUAAAACAGAGGGUUUCCAAUUUAGUCAUGCCCAUAACUAUGAGCAUGACCAAACCCUGUGUUUUAGUCAUGCCCAUAACGCUGGUUCCCUAUGUUUGGUCAUGCCUAACAAUAGGAGUGACGCAGGAGAGAACAAAGGCUAGUCAUGCCAUUUCGAGAGGGCAUGACCAUCAUUAUAAUCAUCAGAACCGCCCUGUGUUAUUUCAUGAACGCGAAUGCGAGGCAUCGAUGGCGGCGCUGCUAUGCCUAGAUCCACGAGCUGGGAGGUAAUUCUCUGUAAGUAAAAUGCAAGCAAAAGCUUAUUGCCAAGCAGCCACGACUCAUGUUAAUCUCCAGAACAUUUUAUGGCAAUGAGAGGGUUUUUCAGCCUUAGUGGUUUUGCACUAUGUGGAGAAGUGACAGGCACGAAAGGCCAUUUUUGGGCAUAAAAUCAGCGAGCAGGAUCAUUUUAUGCAACCAAACCAAACUCUCAGCCUUUUCAGUAAUCAAUUGUUACUAGUUGAACAUUUGGAGAAAAUCUUCUUGAUUAAAUGAAUGCCAAAUCUUGGUGCUGUUUCAAUGGAGAUGGAUGGAGGAGAUAGCAGUGUUAUUUUCCAAACCAACAGAUUUGAGAGCUUAAACUUUCCAGACAUUUAGCAGCAUAUUCAGAAACUGUUAAGCCCUUUAAGAGCAUUGUUACCAUAUUAUGAUUAGGACAAUAAGGUUGUAGUUAAUGGAUAGGAAUGCUAAAACUUGCUUAAAGUUAUUCUUCAAUUUUUUAUUCAUUAUCACAUGCAAUAACACUGUUUUUACACACAAUUAAAGUCAAACUCAAAGCUCUACUGACUUCACUUGUAAUUGAAAGUACCUUUUUACUACUUAUAGAUGUUUAAAUAAGAUGACCAGCGACAAGUCAAGCAUGUUACUGAUCUUGUUAGUUAAACAGUUUUAUUUCUUUAUAACUUUUCAUGUAUUUGAAAAUUUACAAGAUCAAAUUAUUUCAUUUAAAACCCUUGUUUGCUAGAUUUAGUAAGGAAAUCCAAUCAUGUGGAUGUUUACCACAAGUAUAUGUGGAAACAUAAAUGUUUUUAUCAAGCUAAACUUAUUUUGCAAGGUAUUUUUCUAUUAAGUCUUAACUUUGCAGGAAACAUUUUGCAACUAGGCCUAUCCAUUAUUUUAGCUUCCUAUAUUUCAUAUCAAUAUUUACAUUGCAUAUUCCUUUGCCCAUUUGUUUUAUUCAUCUAUCAGUUCUAUUCGGGUUGUUAGUUAAUCGUGAUGGCUUUAACUUACCUUCAAUAGAUUGAUAAUAAGACUAUUUGUGAAAAAUAUCACCAAAAAGCUCCCAUUCAGUUUCAUGUGAUUUAUUGUUUUAUUUACAAAUUUUAGCUUAUCUCUAAACUUUACAAAUGUAUUUCAGCCUGCAAAUUGAAAGAAAUUAGGAGAAUAACACAAUUAUUUGUUUAAGCUAAAUUUAUCUACUAUACUAAACUAAUGUUUUCGUAUGUCUUCUGUACAGUUCUGUUUUGAAAUUGUCAGAACUCUGUCUGUAUAAAUUACCAACAAACCAAAACAGUGUCACAGCUAUAAGACACAAAGGUCAUUUUAUGGUGUAACAAGAUAAUAAGAAAAGCUCUUUCCAAAGGUUCAUCAAACAAUUUUUUAUAAGUUGCAAGCCUUAAAAUUAAAAUUUCCCAAAGGAACUCAUCAACUGAAAAAUUGGGCGUGGCAGAAUAUGGCCACACCCAUAUUUUUUCAAAUUUGAGGGAGGGCAUGACCACUGCUAUUUGGCUAGCUACGCCACUGACUUUCUUAGUAAUAAUAAAUAAAAUUUGAUUUUUCUACACAAGUUACUUUAAUGCAAUCUUUAUGUUUCAGGUAGCAAUAAUUGCAGUUUUAGAAUGGGUGUAUCUUCACGAAGUCUUUUGCAUUUAUAUUUGAAUUUGAAUACAAAGUUCUUUUGCCUUUGCAAGAUACUUUCAGUAAAUCUUUGAUGUUUUCUUUAUCAUCGUGUUUUGUGUAACAAUGAGUUCGAGAUUGAAAGCUCUUUGGCUAGACUUUGUCUGUAUAUCACUGUCAAAGCUUUAGCAUAUAGUUUUUACAAACUACAUCUAGAAAUUAUGGGUUAUAUCUUUGUCUAAUAAAUAUUUUCCAAAUUCCUAUUGGAUGUACUUGUAGUUAUAACCAAUACUUUUGUGCCAGACUAGAAAAACGCAAGGACAGUCAACUGAGCGAUAAAAACUUGCAAUAGCUAUGUUUGGAAAAUACAGUGCUUACAGCUUUUUUAAAUUUCUUCGAUGGUGUGAGAAAAUUUCAAACUUAGGUGUAAUGGUCAUCAAGGGGAGGUAGAAAUUCGUUAUUUUUUUAAAUCUGCCGUUCCAUUUAUAUUUAGCCAAAACUCCCAAAAUUGUUGAUAGAUGUUGCUGCCCAAAAAAACUGAGAAUUUACCAGGUCCUUUUUUAUAAGACAACAGCUGAAGAAUUUCGCAAAUCCGUGAAACUUUGUAAAAAUCCCUUAUUCCGUGUAGCAUUUUUGAGAAAAUCCGGCAAGUUGGAGAAUUCCAUCGUUCCGUCGAGAAAUUGACAGAUUUCCCUAAUCCGCACCAAGUUUCCUUCAAAUUUCCUGACUCCGCAAACCCUGAUGACCCCCACAAUAGAUACUGUGUUGAUGAUAAAAAAGUCUUUAAUGCCUGCCUGCCAAAAUAACUUGAAACACUAAGUAACUUGCGUUGUGUUUUUGUUUUUCUUUGCAUACUUGCCCCUUCCCGAAGAGCAAUGCUGAUUGCUCAAGCUAGUAUCAAACAAAUUAAAUGAAAAACGUAGAUCUCAAUCUAUUGUGUUGAUUUAUAGUAAGCCAACAUUGUUCCUAGUGAAGGGAGGAUGAUUGAUUAACAUUAGUGUUCCACGACUUUUGGUAGAGACUGUAGGAAUUACCACUGUGGGAUGCUUUUUGUCCAAUGCCAAAAUAAUGGGUGAACUGAGCAGCAAAAGAGAGAAAAAUACUCAUUCAUAUAAAUUUCAUUUCUUUAUUUUUAGAAAAUUCAUCAAAAUUGCGAAAAAUGUUUAGUAAUCUGAGUCUUUACGUUGCCCAAGAACAUACUAUGGCUGCCUUCAAGAACCUGCAUCAAACAACAAAUCAAUACUCCCCGUACAACACAAUGGAAUCAGUAAGCUCUGGCAUGUUUGAGCCAGUGUUUCAUCAAAUACCAGCCUACCAAACAUACGCACCAAAAGAUAAGAUAACAAGCGCUCGAAAUGACAUGCACAUUUUUGAAGGCCACCGUCCACUGCAUUUUCCAUCCUUCCAUGUUGGUCUUCCCCAGCGACUGCCGAGUCCUAACCGAGCACCAAACUGGCACCAAACAACUUCAAUUCACCAACAGGCCCAGAUGUCUCUAGGGGAUCAGGAAUCACUUCAGAUUCCAAUGGUAGUUUCAGACAAAUGCCCCUACAUGGAUGAUAAGAAAAGCAAGCCCUGCUCUUCAGCGAUUUCAUUAUCCGACCACGAUGCAAUUCGGUCCGGUGAAACUGACCUGAACCCAAAUAAACUUUGGACACCACAGUCGCAGGGCACCGCUUACUAUGACCAAAAGGGCAUUAGUGCAGGAGGUCUUCAUAACUGGAUCUAUGAAAACCCAAAUGUUGUUUUAGGAAACGUACGAGAAUGCGUUAACUGUGGAACUCGUUCAACACCGAUUUGGAGGCGAGAUAAUUGCGGACAGUAUUUGUGCAAUGCCUGUGGCCUGUAUCAAAAAAUGAACAACACAAACCGACCAUUGAGAAGACCUAGGAGAAAGAUGUCAACAACAAAGAGGGCAGGGAUGUCUUGCAAUAACUGCAAAACAACAGAAACGACGCUGUGGAGGAGGAAUGCUAACGGAGACCCAGUAUGCAACGCGUGUGGAUUGUACUACAAGCUUCAUAAGGUAAAUCGUCCUAUAACUAUGAAAAAGGCCAGUAUCCAGACGAGAAAUCGAAAAUCAAACCAGUCAUGUAAAAAGCAACUGAAGAAAGAAGAUGCAUCAAAAUUACCAACAAGGCAGAUGGACUUAGACUUUUACCAAACUGCAAAAUUCUUGCAGCAAUGGCCAAUGAAGAGUUAUAACUAAAGGUCGUUAAUAUUGCUAUCCACAUAAAAACAAUAAAAAUCUACAAAGAGAAAGCGUAGACCGUCCUUUUUGCAAUGUCAGGGAAAAUGCAAUGUGUUUCCUUGUGAUAGUUAUUGAUGUCAGACAAACGGAAGAAUAUGGAAGUUAGAGUGGAGCGAAUCUGUACCGUACUGUAUAAGAUUUUUAAUUCUUCAAUGUUGAUGAAACAUUUGAAAAUUUGAUUAAUAUAAAUAUUUAGUUUAUUAGGAUUAUUAAUUGAUUAACAAGUAGAAGGGACGUAUAAGAAUAAAAUUUAUCGAAUAUUAAUGUAAUCUAUAAGAUUAACUUUGAGGAAUCAAAAUGGUAAAAAAUUCUGAGAACAACCAGAUAUAUCAAUGAGAGUUAAUUUCUUGUGUUCUUUAAUUUCUUAAGCCAUUUGUUGGUGGUGAUGAAUUUGAAAUGAUUUGAAAGCUUCCGUUUUUGUCAAAUCUAUUUUUAAUUUCUUAGACCUUAGAUUUGUUAAUUCUAAU
This is a messenger RNA of Rhopilema esculentum, 4769 nucleotides long. Lineage: Eukaryota; Metazoa; Cnidaria; Scyphozoa; Rhizostomeae; Rhizostomatidae. The record is from RefSeq and is a predicted model, not a curated record.